AUUGCUGACUAUUCGCGAGUGUUAUGCGUGGAGAAUGUGACACGAGCUUUCCGCGAGAAUGACACCACUGCUUUAUCAACUCAUCCACCGAAUCUUGGCGAUGAUCUCUUCACGAUGCCGUUGGAUGAUUUCAUGCGAGAAGCGAAUCGAACGCUUUGCGUGCAAUUCGAGGGUGGUUUCUUUGGCGCCGAACCGUCCUCAUCACUUCUGAUUGCUUUUUUGGUACUACUCACACUGAUCCUCGUUGCCGGCUUCAUUGCAUUAGGCAUGGCGAGAAAAGCCCACAAUUCGAUGGCACAACGAAGAUACAAAGCCACCUCAUCCCUCAAUUGCUCAUCAACAACCGGCUCCUCUCCUUUACCAAUCCCAUUGAUCUCCUAUGACGCAUUUGUCUCAUACGCCCGACAAGACGAGAAAAUGGUUGAGGAGAGGAUUUGCAGGCCACUAGAAGAGGAGGAUUAUCACUUGUGUCUUUUGCACCGCGAUGGGCCCACGUACAACUCCAAGCUACACACAGUCCAGGACGAGCUACACGCACAAAUGGAAAGCGCUCAGUGUUUGAUCUUGGUGUUGACGAAGCAUUUCCUGGAAAACGAGUGGACAACGGUGCAGAUCCGUACAAGCCACCAGCUUUUCUCGAGGAAUCGCUCGAAACGCGUGAUCGCCAUUUUGGACACUGAUGUAGACGCGAAUAGCCUGGAUGAGGUUUUGGGCGGAAUGUUGCGGCAAAACGAUUGGAUCCGAAUGAACGAUCAUCUCUUUUGGACACUCUUGAGAUCAAAACUCCCGUUGAGGUCACCGGGCAUGCACUCAGCUGGAUCGAAUACGGCGUCACAGGUCUACUCCGAUCUCUACGGUCCAGUGCCAUCGGAAAUUCUC
This is a messenger RNA of Mesorhabditis belari, 879 nucleotides long. The record is from the annotation of a GenBank genome assembly. Lineage: Eukaryota; Metazoa; Nematoda; Chromadorea; Rhabditida; Rhabditidae.